UUGUUAAGAUUUUACUAACUAUUACAAAUUUUUAUAAAGUUGCGCGGGAAUGUCACCUAAUUACAUUUUUUCCAGAAAUUGUUAAGUAUUUUGUUAUAAUUAGUACCUGUGAUUAAUUGUAUACAUUAAUAUCUCUCAACCGUACAUACAAUGUCAUCCGAAUGGAAGGAUUAUAAACAAGAUCCUAGAAUUAUUUGCAAAUAUGGUGCAAAAUGCUAUCAGAAAAAUACAGAUCAUCACCAAACAUACAAGCACCCACCACAAUUAAAAGCUAAGAAUAAAGAUGAAAAGAUGAACAAGCGUUUCAAACCAUAUGAUAAGAAAAAUACUGAUGUGAAGGUUAUUGCUAAUUGUAGUAAUAUUCAAGAAGACAAAUCAGAUGAAAUAGUUCCUGGUACCAUGACAGUAAACACUGCAACUCAGAUGGACAUUAUGAGUAUAAUAAAAUUAGACAAUCUAACUUACUACAAUAAAGAAUUUGAUAAUAAUAUAUACAAAGAGUGUUUUCAGGUUGAAAUGCCUGAUGAUUUCUUUAAAUUUUUUGAGUGUUUGAAUGAAGAAUCAUCGUCAGUUGAACAUUUAAUGGCUAGUGUAAAUUUGGAAAUGAUUGGACCUUUUGAUUUAUUAUUAGGUAAACUACCCAAAGUGGAAGAUAAAGAUUUGUAUUUAGUUCAUUGGAGGUUUUUCUAUGAUGUACCAGAAUAUCAGGCUAUUUUAAAGAAAAAAGGGAAGAGUGAAUUACAUAUAGGAUACUAUAGAGAUAAUCCUAAGGAAAAACCCACAUUCUUGGCGAAAAAUGAUAGUGCUAAAGAUUAUAUGAUAACUCCAGUCUCGGAUAAUAUAUUUGGUGCAGUUUAUUGGUUUUUGCAAAAUGAGAAAUCAUCAUCACCCUUUAUGUCUAUUGCAUGUCAGAAAUUAUCAGAGAAAGUUAAGAAAUGGGCUGAAAGCAAUGGCUACUCAAUUGAAGAAUGGGAUAAAAAACCUAGAAUCAAGAAUAUGACUUGCAAGACAUUUCAUGGGGCUGGCAUUGUUGUGCCUUAUAAUAAGAAGACUCAGCUUGGUUACAGAAAGUUAGUGGAAACAGAUGCAAAUAUAAAGAAAAUGUUUAAAAAAUUAGAAGAGGCAACUGAAGUUGUGGCGAAAAAUAAAAUUUUAUCAGAAAUACAACCACUAAUAACAUAUUCAAGCAUAGCAAUAGAUGAAUGUGAUUUUGGAACGGGGUUAGAGGCAGGUGUAGCAUUGUUUUGUUCAGGAAUAAAGGAACUGCAAAGCAGUGCCUUGAGCCUAUUAACAUCAUCAUAUUCAUUGUUACAGCGUGAGGAGUUUGCUAAAAUAAUUCAGGUUCACAUGAAAUACCGUCGCAAAGGGCCAUAUAUGGCACUAUGGGGAAACAAAAUGUGAUAUAUUAUUUAGUUAUUUAAAGUAUGAGAAUUUAAUUCUCAACUUUCAAAAUGUGUUGUGUGUAUGAUAAAAUUAUUAGAUAAAAUAAAAUAAA
Molecule: messenger RNA, 1495 nt
Organism: Pieris brassicae (large cabbage white)
Lineage: Eukaryota; Metazoa; Arthropoda; Insecta; Lepidoptera; Pieridae
Gene: Hpf1
Product: histone PARylation factor 1
Exons: 5
Coding region: 151-1401 (416 amino acids)
Biological process (GO): regulation of protein ADP-ribosylation; DNA damage response
Cellular component (GO): nucleus
Molecular function (GO): poly-ADP-D-ribose binding; histone binding
Source: RefSeq, a predicted model, not a curated record